Messenger RNA from Chanos chanos (milkfish), 969 nucleotides. Its product is annotated as E3 ubiquitin-protein ligase TRIM47-like. The transcript has 4 exons. The record is from RefSeq and is a predicted model, not a curated record. Bases 1 to 969 code for a protein of 322 amino acids. NCBI's taxonomy places the organism in Eukaryota, Metazoa, Chordata, Actinopteri, Gonorynchiformes, Chanidae. Gene Ontology annotation, molecular function: zinc ion binding.
AUGGAAAAUGCCAGCAUUUCAGUGGAUCGAGACCAGUUUACAUGUGCAAUUUGUUUGGACCUUCUGAAGGAUCCAGUGACUAUUUCCUGUGGACACAGUUACUGUAUGGUCUGUAUUAAAGGUUGCUGGGAUGAAGAAGAUGAGAAUGGGAUAUACAGAUGUCCACAGUGUAGAGAGACCUUCACUUCAAGGCCUGCUUUGGGUAGAAACCCCAUUCUGGCUGAAAUGGUUGGGAAACUGAAGACAGCAGAAAUGCCAGCCAUUCCUGCCCCUGAUCACUGCUACCCUGAACCUGGAGAUGUAGAGUGUGGAAUUUGCGUCGGGAGAAAACGCAAAGCUGAAAAGUCCUUUUUAGUGUGUCUAGACUCUUAUUGUCAGUCUCACUUUGAACAUCAUGAAAACCUGCACUCAGCAAAAAAACACAAAGUAGUUGAGGCAACUGGAGCAAUCAAAGACAAGGUGUGCCCUGAACACGGGAAACUCUUGGAAGUGUUUUGUCGCACUGACAAGAAAUGCAUCUGUGUGUCAUGUGUGACGGAUGAACACAAAAGCCAUGAUAUUGUUUCGGCAGAAACAGGAAGGGCAGAGAUCAGGAGAUUACUGGAGGAGAGAUUUACAAAACAAACCCAGGAGAGACAGAGUGAACUGUGCACUCUACAGAGGAUCAUGGAACCUCUCAAGAUCUCUGCGCAGGAAGCUGUAGCGGACACUGACAUGGUCUUUACUGAGCUGAUUCAGACCAUUGAGGAAAAGCGCUGCGAGGCAACAGAAGUGAUCAGAGCCCAGGAGAGGGCAGAGUUGAGUCGGGCUGCAGGUCUAGUGAUCAAAAUGGAGCAGGAGAUUGUUGAUCUUGGGAAAAGAGAUGCUAAACUUAAACAGCUUUCAAACACAGAGGAUCACAUUCAGUCUCUUCAGAUUUCUUCGUUAUUGAGGCUCAAUGAUGGUGCAAACAAAGGAGGAGAGGAGUAA